Acanthaster planci (crown-of-thorns starfish) is the source of this 825-nucleotide messenger RNA. It is a transcript of the gene rpl18a, whose product is annotated as ribosomal protein L18a. The record is from RefSeq and is a predicted model, not a curated record. Gene Ontology annotation, molecular function: structural constituent of ribosome. Lineage: Eukaryota; Metazoa; Echinodermata; Asteroidea; Valvatida; Acanthasteridae. Gene Ontology annotation, cellular component: ribosome. Gene Ontology annotation, biological process: translation.
UGUGCAUUGUCAGGGCUGUGAUAGGGAAAUUGGUGUCGAGUACCAGUCGUCGACCUCGAUCCGGUCUCUUUUUCUCCUCGUGGAUAUCGCCAUGAAGGCCCAAGGACAGCUGAAGGAGUUUCAGGUGAUCGGUCGAGCCCUCCCGACCGACAAGGAGCGCCUGCCGGCGCUCUACAAGAUGCGGAUCUUCGCGACAGAGGAGGUGUCGGCCAAGUCGCGCUUCUGGUACUUCAUCAAGAAGCUGAAGAAGAUCAAGAAGACCAAGGGGGAGAUCGUCUCCUGCCGGAAGAUCUACGAGACCAAGCCAACCAAGAUCAAGAACUUUGGCAUUUGGCUUCGGUACGACUCUCGCAGUGGGACUCAUAACAUGUACAGGGAAUACCGUGACCUGACCACGGCUGGCGCAGUCACUCAAUGCUACCGUGACAUGGGAGCUCGUCACCGCGCCCGGGCCUCCUGCAUCCAGAUCAUGAAGGUGGAGACGGUGUCGGCCAAGAAGUGCCGACGGGCCAACAUCAAGCAGUUCCAUAACUCCAAGAUCAAGUUCCCCUUGACUCACCGUACCCAGCGUACCUUCAGGCCCAUCUUCACCACCAGAAGGCCCAACACCUGCUUCAAGUAGACACCCCUUACAGAAGACGUGAUAACUGUCCACCUCACGGAGGGGAAAAUGGCUCAACAAGAUAGGGUCUUGUGGGAUCAACUGUAGCCUUACACACCAGCCGUUAAGAUUACCUCUCCAAUCGAGAGAGGGCAUACAUGUAUAUUACAGUGUUUGUGGUGGAAUUGGUGAAUAAAAGACUUUGAAAGAAAUCAUCCAAUCUA